UAGUUUCCCUCUCUCUCUUCUCCUUUGCUCGGGAACUGGCAAGAAGAGCAGGAUGGCCAUGACCCAGUGGGAGCUGUAUGAUGCCAUCGUGGUUGGGGCUGGCAUUCAAGGCUGCUUCACUACCUAUCACUUCACCAAAAAUAAGAGAAAAGUUCUUCUUCUGGAGCAGGUAAUGUCUGCCCCCUCUGCUCAGGGAUGUGUUGGAGAUAGCUCAUGUAGCCACAGGAGAGCUGAUGGUCACAUUUUCAGUGUAAGCGUUUAUACCUCGGGAAUCAGCAAAUGUUAUUUUGUUUGGGCUGAUGUUGAAAACAGCCUAGGUCUUUCUCCCUACAGGCAGACAGGAAUACUGAUGAUGGGAAGGAAGGAAGAAGCAGAAUUUCACACCACGCUGGACACCUUGUCUAAGCAUGGUGUGGAACACAAGUAUUUCGACCCUGAAGAGCUGAAGAGAUGUUUUCCAAAUAUUCGGUUGCCCCCGGGACACGGGGGAAUCUGGGAGCCAUCUGGGGGUGCCCUGUGUGCUGACAAGGCACUGAAGGCCCUGCAGGAUUUAAUCAGACAGCUAGGAGGCGUGAUCCAUGAUGGGGAGAAAGUAACAGAGAUAAAACCCGGGUUUCCAGUUACCGUGACAACCACCACCAGCACUUAUCAAGCCAAGAGCUUGGUAAUUACUGCAGGUCCUUGGACUAACCAGCUUCUCCUCCCCCUGGGAAUACAACUGCCUCUGCAGACCCUUCGGAUCAAUGUGUGUUAUUGGAAAGAGAAGGUCCCUGGGACCUAUGGAGAGAACUUUCCAUGCUUUGUGGCAGUAUUCCCAGACCUGAUUCCCCACCACAUCUAUGGGUUGCCUGCUAGAGAGUACCCAGGGCUGGUGAAGAUCUGUUAUCACCAUGGUAACAAAGUCGACCCAGAUGAGCGGGACUGCCCCUCAGCAUCUCCAGACCUAACAGAUGUCCGGAUCCUCAGCGGCUUUGUGAGAGAUUACUUCCCCGGCCUGCAGCCUCAGCCUGCCAUAAUGGAAUGCUGCAUGUACACGAACACCCCAGACGAUAAUUUCAUUUUGGAUCGGCACCCAAAACAUGCCAACAUCGUCAUUGGGGCUGGAUUUUCAGGACACGGCUUCAAGCUGUCCCCCGUGGUGGGGAAGGUCCUGUAUGAGCUAAGCUCGGAGUCAACCCUGUCCUAUGAUCUGACUCCAUUCCGAAUUAGACGCUUCAAGCACCAGGACAAAGCAUCUCUGUAACCCCUGUGCCUGGCACAUAGUAGGCGCUUAACAAACGUCUAUAGAUUGAUUGAUUAGUUGAAAACGCACUGAUUAAAGGGGACUUCCCAGGUUAAGGGACAGUGAGAUGUGA
Vombatus ursinus (common wombat) is the source of this 1355-nucleotide messenger RNA. It is a transcript of the gene PIPOX, whose product is annotated as pipecolic acid and sarcosine oxidase. Lineage: Eukaryota; Metazoa; Chordata; Mammalia; Diprotodontia; Vombatidae. The record is from RefSeq and is a predicted model, not a curated record. Gene Ontology annotation, cellular component: peroxisome. Bases 53 to 1243 code for a protein of 396 amino acids. The transcript has 9 exons. Gene Ontology annotation, molecular function: L-pipecolate oxidase activity; flavin adenine dinucleotide binding; sarcosine oxidase activity.